CAGCUUGGCUCGGCGUUCUCGUCCCCACGCCGCGGCCGAGCAGACCGGCGGAGGCACUGCGGCUGCGCGCGCGGACAGAUGGCGGACUCCACGGCAAUGACCAUCGACUUCCUCCGCGCGCGGCUGCUCUCCGAGCGGUCCGUGUCCCGGGCCGCAAAGGAGCGCGCGGACGAGCUCGCCAAGAGCGUCGCAGAGCUUGAGGAGCAGGUCCGGGCGGUGACGGAGCAGAGGCGGCAGGCGGAGCGGGCGGCCGCAGAGGUGCUCGCCAUCCUGGAGUCCCAUGACUUCAGCGGCCACCUCUCGGACGUGGACGACGACUUGGGCUCCGACCAGGACGGCGACGAGGAGGGGGAGGAGGACGCGAAGAGCCGCUGCGACACGGCCCGCGCCCUGGGGGAGGAGGAGCCGUCCGGGACGGCCCAGCCCGGCGGGCUGUCGUGGAAAGGCCGCAGCGUGAGCCCGCGCAAGGCCAGGCAGCUCAAGCAGAAGCACAGACGGAGCUACUUCUACUCUCUGUCCUCCUCCGAUUCCUCUCCCAAGUACCGGAUGGGGCAGUCGUGCCGCAAGAACAAGCGGCGGAUGGAGCCGAGAAAUGGCGGCAGCGGUAGGUCGGCGUCACCGGAAGAGGGCAGCGGUGACGUCGUGGCCGCGGAGAGUCAGAAGGCGCGGCAAGAUGGAUCGGACUGUACGGACGACGGCCAGGCUGACAUGGACGGUGGAGAUGAGCGGAGUUCAGGGGAUGGUAGUGGUGGCCAGUACGUGAUCAGGUGCGAGAAGGAUGGGGAGAUGGAGAGGGUGCUGGAGAGGCAGGCCGAGCUGAUAGGGCAGUACGAGGAAGAGGAGAAAGCUCAGAGGGAGUGGGAGAAGCAGUACAACGAGAACCGGAAGGCAAAUAAGGGUGAUGCUGAGGUACAGCAUAAGCCAUAUCAGGUCAAAAAAGGCCGGGAGCAGAGCAACCAACGUGCUACUGUUACAGACCAACAAAUUCAUUGUGAUGUGGAGGCAAAAUCAUGUCACAAGAAUCUCCCCAGCACCAGCAAUCCCUCUGCUGAAUGUCUGCCGAACGGUUCCCUUUCAGAAUCACUACAAAUCGCAUCACAAGAAAACUGUGCCCAGCUGCGUGAAGCAAACGACGAGCCUGAUCACGGUCGUGCGCAGGCUGCUUCUGUUUCAGCACAAGAAAGCUCCAAUACCAGCACGGUCACAAGGCAAGAUCAAGACCGGGGAGACGAAAACUCAGACGGCGAUUCAGGCUGCAACACUAAUGCUCGACCUCGUGAGCACUACGCCAUAAAAGCACCAUUAGAUGGGAGCCCCUCGAGUGACACCCUCAACAGCAAGGUCUCUGACAGGAGCUCGUCACACUUCCAUGACCACACAGACAGCCAGCUUGACACACAGACGUAUCGGCCGUCAAGCAGCAGCAAUGUGGACGUAGGGAGUGUCCUGGAAGCGCUUCAACGAGCCAGGAUUUCCCUGAGAGCCAAACUGACCAAGCCAGUUCCUCCCAACCAGGUGACCUUGGCGCUCCCAGCACCAGGAGAUGAGCACAAAGAACACGACGACAUGCCGGCCAACGACAACAGCAAUUCGUAUAGAGAAGAGCUCAGCAGUUCAAGUCCAGCUCGUCAGGAGAUUUUGGCUCUCCCGGCACCAGAGGAUUACCAUGAAAGCGUGGCUUUGCAGUUCAAUGACACCGGCAUUUCGGUCUCAGGAAAACUAAGCAGUUCAAGCCCUCGUCGUGAGGAGAUUUUGGCGCUCCCCGCACCAGGAGACGAUUACCGCAGGGAGAUAGAGGAUUACAUUAAGAUCCCCGUUAGCACUCCCGGAUUGUUUCGGCUGCCAACGGACUCGUUUCCAGUGGAUCAGACAAUGUUCUCAAGAAAUGCCUGUGGCUCAGAGUUUAGUUUGGGGGCAGCUAGUAGUCGGCAUGCCGUCUUCGCAAGCAACCCUGCUGCUACAGAGGUUCCAACGGUUUCUGGAGGUGGUUCUGUGUUUUCAGCGAAGCAACGCUGUGAUCUUCACAGUUCUGCACUGCUCUCAGUGCCUACUUCUGGUAGGUGCAGCGACAUUCCAAGACCAGAUUUUACAGUUGGGGGUACUUGUACUUCUCUUCCUUUUAGAAUUCCAGGGCUGAAGGAAGAUCUGAGGAGAGGAAUGCCUCUUGGAGAUGAAGAUUUGUUCAUGCAGCGUGGUAUCGAUUACACCAUUUCGAAUUAGUGGAUGUUGUAAGUUGUAACUACACGUCUAUACCACACGUCUUUUGUUGAUGUCUUCAUUUGUUAGCAUUUCUCUGCCUGUAGUUUGGUAUAGCAGUAUAGAGGUGUCUUCGUUUGUUCUGCAGCAUUCCUAUACAUGAGAUCAGCACAGAUAGAUUUGGCCCCACCGGACAGUGUGUCCCUGCAAACAGAAAGUGAAUCAUGAUACGUUGCU
Phragmites australis (common reed) is the source of this 2433-nucleotide messenger RNA. RefSeq lists its product as uncharacterized. NCBI's taxonomy places the organism in Eukaryota, Viridiplantae, Streptophyta, Magnoliopsida, Poales, Poaceae. Bases 79 to 2220 code for a protein of 713 amino acids. The transcript is spliced from 4 exons. The record is from RefSeq and is a predicted model, not a curated record.